This is a messenger RNA of Ailuropoda melanoleuca (giant panda), 2739 nucleotides long. RefSeq names its product EP300 interacting inhibitor of differentiation 3 (gene EID3). The transcript has a single exon. The coding region runs from base 1413 to 2528 and encodes 371 amino acids. NCBI's taxonomy places the organism in Eukaryota, Metazoa, Chordata, Mammalia, Carnivora, Ursidae. Gene Ontology annotation, cellular component: nucleus; Smc5-Smc6 complex. The record is from RefSeq and is a predicted model, not a curated record. Gene Ontology annotation, biological process: DNA repair.
AAAUAAAUAAAUAAAUAAAUAAUCCUAAAAAAAUUGUGGUGGAUGAAGAGUAAUAUAAAUAGUUUAGAGAAAUUUAAUACUAAGUUGUGCUGUUCAUGCAUUUGCAAGAAACUUUGUGCUAAAGACGGAAAAUGAACCAGUCUAGAUGCAUAGGAAGGAAUGUAGGGCUAAUUUACUUCCUGGUGCCUUGAAACCCGAGUUGACAGGUACCUUGUGUUGUUCCCUCUGUUUCAUCCCCCCCACCCCCACCAUUGAAGGGGCACGUGUUGAAGUGAAAAGCUAUUGAUCUUCUGGGUUGAGAGUGCACUUUAUUUGUUCUCUUUAAAAACAAAAUGUAUUCUUCACUGUUCCAUAUACUUUGCUUUGCUAAGACUGAUGAGCAAAGCCCUUUGUCCCAACUGUACAUGAAUUCCCAGUGAACUAGUGGGUGAAUUUUCCAACGUAGUCACUUGAUUUACAGCAUUCGCUUUCAUAGCCUUAUAUCGGAUUGUUUAAAAUCUUCAUAGCCUUAAUCACCUUUCAGGGUUCAGAUUUAUCUCCAUUCAGAGUCUGUGGCCUUUAGUCUUUGGCAAGCUUCCAAAUAAACCGCUCUUUUGCAGAGAGUGUACCCACUUUAUUCUUCCACCCUUGGGUAGUGGAGAACCAAAGGUCACUUGGGUAAUGCCGGACAUUCCCCCACCUCUGUCCCUGCGCUAGCUCGUAUACUCCCUUGCCUGGUGUCCGCCUCCUCCGUUGGUUGGAAGGGGUCUGGCUUUUGGGAGCUCGUGAAGGUAAUUAACCUAAUACGCAUUUGUGUAAUGCGGAAUGAAUUCCAAACAGCCACCUUGCAAAUGAGCCCUGAGAAUUCGGCCUUUUGUGGUGGACAUUCUGCAACUCAUGAUGCUUGGCUUUAUGGGCAGUUUACAACAUAGCCAGAUUUGGUUUUCAAAAAAACAAAACCCCAAAGACCCUACCUUUUAAUUAUAGUAAGAACGAAAAACAUAGGUUGACCUAACUGCACUAUGUGACAGCACAUGUUUUAAGCGCAGGAUCUUUAGCUCCCAACACCCCCCCCCCCGCCCAAUUUUGGCAUAAGAUUUACCAGGUAUUUCUUUGAAAGCUAGAUGACACUGUCAGUAAUUGCUAAAAUAAUAGCUAUCGCCUGAGCAGGUAUUAUUCCAGUGUGGAGAAGGGGCCCAUUAUUGCGUGCGUUCUGUGCGCCGCAGCGAGCUGGUUACGAACGCGCAGGGGCUGUGCUCCUUGGGGCGGGGCUGCCGGGAGCCGGAGUGAGCUGGGGGCGGGGCCUCCGGGCCAUCGCCAGUGCGCAUGGGCGGACAUCCUCAGCUCCGACAGACCUCCUUCAGUUUCCGCUGUUGUCUGAAGCAUUGCGAAGGCCGUUGGCUGACUGUCGGCUGAGUGUGCCGGUCGCCAGAAUGUCUUAUGAGAAAGGUUCUCUGGUGGGCCGCGUAGAGAAAGGAGAGGAGCCAUUGGGGACCAUCGCUGCUAGUGCGUACUCUGUGAAGCAGGCGGAUGAGGAGGAAGAACUGAUGAAGGUGGAAGUGGCGGUGGGGCUAGAUGGCUGCUCUGACGACCUCAGCUGUGGGGAGGCUGACAUAGACCCCAGUCUCCUAGGGCUUGCGGAUGACGAGGAGAAAUGGCGGGAAAUCCGCAAGCAGUACCGGCAGCUCAUCUGUAACGUCCAGCAGAACCGUGAUGACAUAGUGAACAUUGCCAGCGACUCGUUAACCGAGGCUCUCGAAGAAGCCAAUGUCCUGUUUGAUGGAGUGAGCCGAACAAGAGAAGCAGCUCUCGAUGCCCAGUUUCUUGUUUUGGCUUCUGAUUUGGGUAAAGAAAAAGCAAAGCAACUAAACUGUGAUAUGAGCUUUUUUAAUCAAGUAGCGUUUUGUGACUUUCUGUUUAUAUUUGUGGGUCUGAACUGGGUGGAAGAUGAUGAACAUGGUGAAUUGAGUGGCUGUGAUGAUAAUAUAGCUCUUUCCUUCUGGGAGACAGUACAGAAGGAAGCAACCUCCUGGAUAUUGCAAGCUGAAACAUUCCACUUUAUUUUUGGCUCAUUCAAGUCCAAACCUUCUGCACCAAAGCCCCGAUUUGAACACCACAAAAAAGCUCACAAAAUGGAAGAAAAUGGGGAUAUGCCUACAAAGCUGAGGAAGUUGGACCUGAGUAAUAAUCAAGAAGCAACAGAAAAAGAAGUAGAAAGGAUCUUGGGAUUGUUGCAAACUUACUUUCGAAAGUAUCCUGAUACUCCCGUAUCCUAUUUUGAGUUUGUGAUUGAUCCAAACUCUUUUUCUCGUACUGUGGAGAAUAUAUUUUAUGUUUCUUUCAUUAUAAGGGAUGGUUUUGCGAGAAUAAGCCUUGAUCAAGACAGGCUGCCGAUAUUAGAGCCAAUUAAUAUUAACCAAGUGGGCGAGGGAAAUGAUCCCAGUUCUCAUGGCAGGAAACAAGGAGUUAUAUCUUUGAGUUUACAGGACUGGAAAAAUAUUGUGGCAACUUUUGAAAUUUCAGAGGCUAUGAUCACAAACUCAUACUAGGGAUUUUUGUUCUUAGUGUAGGAUGCAUUUUGUGGCUUUUCUAAAGUAUCUCAAAAUGGAGAGUAAAAUCAAGCAGAAGCACAUAAUUGUAUUUCAUGUAAAGUGAAAAAGUAUUUUCAGAAACACCAGAAAUUGUUUUACUGUGCAGUGUAUUCUUUUUGGUGGUUUAAGGUUGUCAUGAUCUUCUGUUAUUAAAAAUUAUUCACUGGCA